Messenger RNA from Theobroma umbraticum, 3192 nucleotides. RefSeq names its product putative disease resistance protein At4g10780. Gene Ontology annotation, molecular function: protein binding; ADP binding. The record is from RefSeq and is a predicted model, not a curated record. NCBI's taxonomy places the organism in Eukaryota, Viridiplantae, Streptophyta, Magnoliopsida, Malvales, Malvaceae.
GAUAAAUCUCGUAAGCUCACAAAAUUUGCAUAAACUGCCUUUGCCCUUAAACAGUUUCCAAUGAAUACCCAUCUCCCGCAUGAUCUCUCAUGAUUCCUGUCUCAAAAUUGCAGUCUUCUUUUCUUCUUUGUUUAUAAAAACAUGGGCAAUUUGUGCUCAACCUCAGCCUCGGCAGAGCCCACAGUCUCUCGUAGCUGGGACUGCAGUGCUGGACAAGGUAAUUAUACAUGGAAGCUUGAAGAGAAUCUAAUAGCUCUAAGUGCUGCGUUGCAGGAAUUGAGAAGUUUAAAUCAUGAUGUCGAGCGCAGGGUUGAACUUGAUGAAAGUCAAGGAGGAAAGGUGCUCGACGAAGUUCAACUCUGGCUUUCAAAGGCAGAAACUACUGUAGCAGAAGCUGAGGAAUUGAUCAAAGAUGGUCCUCAAGAAGUUCAAAAGCUGUGCUUUGCAGGCUACUUUUCCAAGAAUUGCAGGUCUAGCAACAAGUUUGGUCAACAAGUGGCUGCAAAACUUGAACAAGUAGUUGAUCUAAAGAGUGAAGCAGUUUUUGAUGCGGUGGCCUUUAAUCAACCUGUAUCUUCAAUAAGAUCUAAGCCCACAGUGGGCUUGGAAUCAACAUUGUUUGAGAUCUGGAACUUACUUGAAGCAACAGAAGUAGGAAUUAUUGGUUUAUAUGGGAUGGGUGGCAUAGGUAAAACCACAAUCUUGAAACAAAUUAACAACAGGGUCUACACGAUUGGUUAUGAUGUUGUAAUUUGGGUGUGGGUAUCUGCCGAUCACUCCGUCGAAAAGGUUCAGAAACAAAUUGGUGAAAGGAUAGGCCUUUCAAGUGAGCACUCAUGGGAGUAUAAACAUUUUGACGAGAAAGCUGUAGAUAUCUUCGGAGUUCUGAGAGGAAAGAAGUUUGUGUUAUUGUUAGAUGAUUUAUGGGAACGGUUGGAUUUGAUCAAAAUAGGGAUACCUUUGCCGACGGAAGAAAAUGGAUCAAAAGUAGUUUUUACGACUCGUCGUUUAGAUGUAUGUAAGAAGAUGAAUGCUCAAAAGAAUAUCAAAGUGGAGUGCUUAGCAAUGGAUCAAGCUUGGAAAUUGUUUCAAGAGAAGGUUGGAGAAGAAACCCUCGAUAGCCAUCCAUUAAUUCGAAUGCUGGCUAAAGAGGUGGCUGCAGGGUGUGGUGGGCUGCCUCUUGCACUAAUUACAAUUGGUCGAGCCAUGGCUUGCAAGAAGUCACCCGAGGAAUGGAGAUACGCACUUGAGGUAUUAAGGAGAUCUCCGCAUAAAUUUGCAAGAUUGGGAGAAGGGCCGUUUCCUCUUUUAAAAUUCAGUUAUGACAGCUUGCCUUCCGACUCAUUGAGGUCUUGCCUCUUGUAUUGUAGUCUGUAUCCUCAAGAUUAUGCUAUUUCCAAAGCAACAUUAAUAGAUUAUUGGUUUUGUGAGGGGCUUUUGGAUGAAUCUGAUAGCAUAAGCAGUGCUCGAAUGCGAGGAUACUACAUUAUUGGUGUUCUUGUUGAUGCUUGUUUAUUAAACGAAGACGGAGAAAAAUUUGUGAAGAUGCAUGAUGUAAUCCGUGACAUGGCAUUAUGGAUAGCAUACCAGUAUGAAGCAAGCGAAAAGAGAUUUUUUGUUCGAGCAGGUGUUGGAUUAGAGGCUGCGCCAGAGGUUGAAACAUGGAAAGGUGUAAGAAGAAUUUCCUUGAUGCAAAAUGGAAUUAAAGAACUAUCAUCAACACCAACAUGCCCUACUCUUCAAACUUUAUUUCUCAACAAAAAUUAUUUGCAGGUAAUUGGGAAUGACUUCUUCCAAUUUAUGUCUACUCUCAGAGUUCUGAACUUGUCAGACAAUAGGGGUUUAAGAAAAUUGCCAGAGGGAAUUUCAAAAUUGGUUUCUCUUGAAUUGCUUGAUCUAUCAAGGACAGGUAUAACAGAGUUGCCAAUUGAGCUCAAGAGUUCAAAAACUUUAAAACAUUUGAACUUGAGUAGCAUGUUGAAUCUCAAAAGAAUCCCACGAGGAUUGAUAUCCAGUUUUCCAAGCCUGCAAGUAUUUAGAAUGGUUUUAUGUGUUGCUUAUUAUUCAGAUGACAUGGAAGAAGACAAUCUCCUGCAGAAGGAUGGUAAUGAAGGUCUAUUAGAGGAAUUGGGGUGUUUGCAUCAUUUGAAUCUGCUGAGUAUAGAAGUAAAAAGUGUUUCAGCUCUUGAAAGAUUGUUGAGCAUCCAAACCAUACUAGGCUGCACUGAAGAGUUACUUCUUAGUGAUUUUAGAGAGUCAAAGUCAUUGAAUGUUUUAGCUUUAGCAAAUAUGGAGCAUCUAGAGAGACUAGAUGUUCACAAAUGUGACCAUUUGCAAGAGAUGAUGGUGCUGAAGUCAAUAGAAAGGGAACAGGAAGGAGGAUUUUCAACUAAUAUUCGUUGCUUUCCCACACUGAGCACGGUUUCUAUUUACAGAUGCCCAAAAUUGAGGGACAUGACCUGGCUUAUUUUUGCUCCACAUCUACGGUCUUUAUCGGUAGGGUAUUGCACAAAUAUGGAGGAAAUAAUGAGUGAAGGAAAAUUGGGUGAAUGUGCAGAUAUGCUUGAAAGUCCAUACCUGCCUCCAUAUGCAAAGCUCCGGACGCUUCAUUUGGAAGAACUACCAAUACUGAAGAGCAUAUACUGGGGAGCCAUACCCUUCCCAUGUUUGAGAGAAAUCACAGUAAUUCGCUGCCCAGAACUGCAGAAAUCAAAUCAUCAAAAUGAAGAGUGGUGGAAAGAGGUUAGAUGGAUGGAUGAUACCACUCAAAAUGCUUUUUUACCCUCUUUUAAGUCUCUUCAAUGAUGAAAUGCAGAAAUCGUAAAGAAUGCAAAGGCUUGGGCAGGUCCAUGCUGAGAAAAAUGAUAACCUGAUCUGUUUGUUUGAUGAUAGCUGCAUGCAUGUCAAAAACAAAAGUGGCAAGGAAGAAUGCUGGAAAGAUCUACAAUGGGAAGUUGCAGCCAUACCCCUUGAUGUUUUCCUUUUAUUUUCGUCAGUGUUAUUUAUUAUUUACUUCUGUCUUGGGUUUCUGGUAUUGUUAUUUUGUAUUUCUCCUGUCUUGUGUGGUUGUCUUGUUUGUUAUCACGUUCUGUAAUUAAAGUGUUUGGCAAGUAUUUGAUUUAUAUGAUCUGGUUUCUUAAUUUUCAAUGGUAAUUGGUGGGUUUAAGCGAGAGGAUUUCUUGCUUUCUUUUA